GCCGGUUCGUUUUCGGAAGGAGCCCGUAACGCCACGUGCAUGCCGCCCACCAAACCCAACACCCCGGGGAAGGCGCCGGCGACCGUCCCGGCGCGAGCGGUCGUCGGCGGGAAGGCGAUGUACCGCGCCGCCCCGCCGCUUGCAGCGCCUCCAAGAACUGGCGCCAGGCAGUUGGACAUGGCCGACUGGCUGAUGCCGGUGCUGUCGCGCGUGGCCGUCUGGAAAGAGCCGGAAGCCAAGAAGGUCCAGGAAGGAGCAGCGCGCCCGGUACACCCGGUGCUCGGGGUAGAACCGACGGCGUCGGCCUCGCUUGCGGCCGGGGGGUCGGGACCCCCCCGGGACCCCCCCCCGCCCGUCGCCGCCUCUCCCCCCCCCCCCGCUCCGCGCUCCCGCACCCGCCGCAGCAGCAGCACCGAGUCCGACAUGGCCCGGGGGCGGGGGCUGCGGCGGGAGGGGCGGGGCUGCGGCGGGAGG
Harpia harpyja (harpy eagle) is the source of this 474-nucleotide messenger RNA. Its product is annotated as atherin-like. The annotation marks the transcript as partial. The record is from RefSeq and is a predicted model, not a curated record. The transcript has 2 exons. Lineage: Eukaryota; Metazoa; Chordata; Aves; Accipitriformes; Accipitridae.